CUGCUGGAGCGGCAGGCAGCAGCAGUAGAUGCUGUCCCAUCAUCAGAUCACACCCAACGGGGCCGCAGCGCACCGCUCCUCCGGCACCAACACCAUGACACCCAGAUUCAAAACCGCAAUCUGAGCCGCACCGAGGACAAGACCGGCGGAGGACCGCGAGCUACGGGACGCGGAGACAUACGCGCGCGCACACGUACACACGCAAUCACGCACACAAGGUAGGGGUUGGGGGGAGAGAGACGAAUAUUGCAGCGACCAGCAGUCAGAGAACACGGGAACGCCGACCGAGGCGAACUCCACUGCCCCGCGGAACUGCGCUUUUCGCCCCCUGAGAGACGCGUCCCACUCGGACACCCGUGAGAAAAAUUAGUCCCUGCUGAGUCCGUUCACGCCACAAAAUGUCAUCGUCGGGCAAGGACGCCAACAGCGGGCAUUACGCCAACUAUGUGGGACCGUACCGCUUGGAGAAGACGCUGGGCAAAGGACAGACAGGUCUCGUGAAGCUGGGCGUCCACUGUGUCACGUGUCAGAAAGUCGCCAUAAAGAUUGUCAACAGAGAAAAGCUCAGCGAGUCUGUUCUUAUGAAGGUGGAGCGGGAGAUAGCCAUCCUCAAACUCAUAGAGCAUCCCCACGUUUUAAAGCUGCACGACGUCUACGAAAAUAAGAAAUACCUGUAUCUGGUGCUAGAGCACGUGUCCGGGGGGGAGCUCUUCGACUACCUGGUGAAGAAGGGCCGGUUAACACCUAAAGAGGCCAGAAAGUUCUUCAGACAGAUCAUCUCCGCCCUGGACUUCUGCCACAGCCACUCCAUAUGCCACAGAGAUUUGAAGCCCGAGAACUUGUUGUUAGACGAGAAGAACAACAUCAGGAUAGCAGACUUUGGCAUGGCGUCUCUGCAGGUCGGGGACAGUCUGCUGGAGACCAGCUGUGGAUCUCCGCACUACGCCUGCCCAGAGGUUAUCAGGGGGGAGAAGUAUGACGGGAGGAAAGCAGAUGCGUGGAGCUGUGGAGUCAUCCUGUUUGCACUUUUAGUGGGCGCUCUGCCUUUUGACGACGACAACCUGAGGAAUCUUUUGGAGAAGGUGAAGCUGGGAGUUUUCCACAUGCCUCACUUCAUCCCUCCGGACUGUCAGAACCUUCUGCGCGGCAUGAUUGAAGUGGACGCCACCAAGAGGCUCACGUUAGAGCAGAUCCAGAAGCACACGUGGUACCUAGCUGGGAAGAACGAGCCUGAGCCGGAGCAGCCCGUCCCCAGGAAGGUGGCCAUCAGGACGCUGGCUGCGGCCGAGGAGAUCGACCCCGACGUACUGGAGAGCAUGCACUCUCUGGGCUGCUUCAGAGACAAGGACAAACUGACCAAAGACCUGCUGUCUGAGGAUGACAACCAGGAAAAGAUGAUCUACUUCCUCCUCCUGGACCGUAAAGAGAGAUAUCCCAGCCACGAGGACCAGAACCUGCCGCCGCGCAACGAGAUCGCAGACCCUCCCAGGAAGCGUGUGGACUCGCCCAUGUUGAGCCGCCACGGCAAACGGAGGCCGGAGAGGAAGUCCAUGGAGGUGCUGAGCGUCACGGAGGGCGGGUCUCCCGUACCGGUACGGCGAGCCAUCGACAUGGCAACACACGGUCAGAGCAAAUCUGUUUUCAGUAAAAGCUUGGAUAUCACAAACGCUAACUGCAGCAAGGAGGAAAGAUCGCGGUCGAUCAGCGGAGCGUCCUCCGGUCUGUCCACCAGUCCUCUCAGCAGCCCCCGGCCCCAUCGUCGGUUUUUCAUUCCGCCCCAGUCCCCAGACCUGUGUCAGUCCCCCAACUGCAGCCCCACCCACUCCCCCGAGGUCCGCCUCAACGGGGUGGGGCCCCGCACGCCCAACUCCUACCAGCCAAAGAUGGGGUCCCCCCUCAUGCACCCUCGCACGCAGACCCUCCCCGCCAAGCCCAAAGUGUCCGAGAAGCCCCUGCAGACCACCAGGUCCAACCCGCUCCCCAACUCAGCCCAGACCCCCUCCACCCCCAAAUCAGAGCCCUCCACGCCCUGCCAGUCUCUGGCUCCCUGCACCCCCAACAGCCCCCGGGUGAGACGCCACCCUCCCCUGACCGUCCCCCCAAAACUCUCCAUCCCUCUCUCCCCCGUGCCUCCUAUGUCUCCCCUCCGCCGCCACCACCUCCACCCUGACCACAACGGCAAAUCUGUCCCCAUCACGCAGGUGACCCCUCACCCCUCCCCAAGGGGGAGCCCUCUUCCCACCCCCAAAGGCACCCCAGUGCACACGCCCAAGGACAGCCCGGCUGGCACGCCCAGCCCAACGCCCCCGCCCAGCCCCUCCAUUGGCGGCAUGCCCUGGAGGACGCGCCUCAACUCCAUCAAGAACAGCUUCCUGGGCUCGCCGCGCUUCCACCGCAGGAAAAUGCAAGUUCCCACCCAGGAGGACAUGUCCAGCCUCACCCCAGACUCCUCUCCAGAACUGGCUAAGAAGUCGUGGUUCGGUAACUUCAUCAACCUGGAGAAAGAGGAGCAGAUCUUCAUCGUGAUCAGAGACAAACCUCUCAGCUCCAUAAAGGCCGACAUCGUCCACGCCUUCCUCUCUAUUCCCAGUCUGAGCCACAGCGUCAUCUCUCAGACCAGUUUCCGGGCAGAGUACAAGUCCACAGCCGGUCCAACGGUUUUCCAGAAGCCUGUGAAGUUCCAGGUGGACAUCACCUACACCGAGAGCACCAGCGCCACCAAGGAGAACGGCAUCUACUCCGUCACCUUCACCCUGCUCUCAGGUCCGAGCCGACGUUUCAAGCGUGUGGUGGAGACCAUCCAGGCUCAGCUGCUCAGCUCCGACCAGCCCGGCGUCCAGCCGCAGAUAUCUGGCAGCCCGUUGAGUAACUUCUUUGACGUAAUUAAACAGCUUUUUUCAGACGAGAAGAACAUCCAAGCGUCCCACUCCCCUGGCGCCCCCGCCACGCCUAGCUCCCCCGCCAAGCAUGCCCCCAGCAGCAAGCCCAACCAGCCCCCACCCAAUGACUCUAAAUGCCCCCCAAGCAAAGACAAAACAAAGAUGGCCGCCAGCAACAGGACACAGGAACAACCUUAAGGAGCGGUAGCUGUGCAUGAGUAGACGAAGCGGUUUCAGGUCAUUAACGAGAGCGACAGAGGAGAGCUGCUAACUUUGCCCUUUAGUUAGGAGUGAAAACAAAACAACAAAUCUACUUUUUGCCUAUAAAUUUUCUACUGUAUCAUGUAUAAUGUAUAAUGGGAAUGGCUCUUUCAGUUUAAAAGUCCAUCAGUAUUUUACAAUAAGUAGCAAAUGUAGCUUUGUCGUCCCUACCUUCUGUCCCUCUCUGUGUCCUCGGGGGUCUUUCGGUGGGUGUGUGUCCUCCUCACAUGUGUGAUGGCUUGACUUGUCUCUGCCACCAGGGAUCAUCCAUAAUAACUAUUAACCUCGGCGGCUCCUCGAGACCGGGCCGACAGCGGCCCACUCACGGCCUGCCACCGUCAAGAGAGUCCGAAUCUGAAGAAAAGACAGAGGAACCCCCCCCCCCCCCUCCUUCCCUCCCUCUCUCCCUCUUCGAGUCCUCAUCAGUAGAGUCCACUUGGCCCCUCCAGACCAAACACAGAGACCAGAGACGUCUCAGAAGAGUUAUAAAAGAAAAAAAAAGCCUUAAGACAGUGAUGUUUGUCAAUCUACACACACAUCCCCUCUCCUCCUCCUCUCUCUCUCUCUCUCUCUCUCUCCUCUCUCUCCCACAUGUACAUAAAAACACACACACUCUAUGUACUCCUCGACAUGAACAUGACUUCUUCUUUGCGGGAUGUAAAGACUUGCACACGCUGACAAACGGGAUCAGGAGCGAGCGGCGGAGGAACGUGGAGACGGACGGUCGGACAAACGCUGGCUGGAUUGUAAUUCUUUUUAACGUCGUCUUUCUUUGUGAGCGGCAGGAUGUUUCUGUGAAAGGGGAUUCUGGGAGUUAAAAGGUCACCCAUUAAAAAGUAUGAUAAGGUGGAGGGGGGGUGAUACUACAUAAAUGAAUGAUCUAUUCUGUUGUACAGACUAAAUAAUGUUCCGUAUGUACAAAAAGUGUAGUUGUGACAUUUUGUUUUUGAGUUGUGUUGCCAUGUUUUGUUUCGGCCCAGUCACACCAGCAUUUACAACGGCAGCGACAUCCGUUCAUCGCCGCGAUUGGUGGAACUUUGACAUGUGACUGCGUCAUCGUCCAAUAACAAGCCGUCGUGACAGGGCUGAGCUUUUGAGGGAACGUAGCGAGCAGCUUUGUGAGGACACAGGAGUGAUGUCUUUUAAAUAAACUCUGAACCACAGAUGCAGCUAUUAAUCGAUCGACAGCAAAUAUUUUGAUAAUUGAUUAAUAUUUUCAAGCAAAACUCCAAAUGUCAUCUGCUUUCAGCUUCUUAAAUUAGCCGUUUUUAUUUUGCCAUAUAUGACAGUACAUGUGUUAAUGUAAAUGCCGUUUUUUAAACAUUUCAUACAUUGAAUAUUUAAUCAAUUAAUAGAUAAAAUAACUGGCAGAUUAUCAGAUGAUGAAAAUAAUCGUUAGCUGCAGCUCUACUGUCCUGUUAGCAACCGAGCUAUGCUAACAGGGAGCGCUUCUUUUCCCACCUCAGGAACUCGUCACUGACUCGAUGAUGAACAGCCCUGACAACAAAAUGCUGAGGGGGAGUAAACAGCUGAGAAUAGAAGUAGUGCUAGCUAGCAUGUUCCCUACUGGAUAGCACAUUAUAGGUUAGCACAGCGGCUACGGUACUCCACUAACCAGCCCUGUGAGUCCCUACGCUGCGGUGCCACUCUGGUGUGACGAGGCCUUAUCCAUGAAAACGUCCUUUUACUUUUGCACUUUUGACAAGUGAAACGUUUGAGUUCAGUUACACCAAGUCAUUUUUUAUUUUUUAUUUUGUUGUCGUUCAGGUUCCUUUGAAUUAUCUGCAGGUUUCAGACAAUAUUGAACUGCUCUGUAUAUUUUUGUACUUUACUGUAUUUUGUCAGUUUGGGUUUUUUUUGUUAUUAAUUUAUUCUCAGUUAUUUAUAUGAAAGAUGUAGAGAAUGUUUCUUAAUGUCAAAUUAUUUAAAGAUAUUUUUGUCAUGUUUAAGUUAUUCGAAACGUCGAAACGUGAGCGCUUUGUUUCCUUUUUCCGGCUUUUGACGAAAGAAACCUUGUAAUAUACGUUUGGAAAAUGAUUUACCGUAAUUUAAGAAUGUAGACGUAGCCUCUUUGAGAGGAACAAACCCUUUGUUGAUAAUUGUCGGCUCCUGCCCCCCGCCCCCCUCCCCCCUGUGUGUACGCUGACUCAGAUCUCACCAAACACUCAUUCUGUAAAUAAGCCGAGUUUACUGACAAGCUUAUUUAAAAAAACCAAGGGGAUUCCUACUCUUAGCUUUGACCUCGUACGGUUGUUUGCAUGUUCAGCAUUCGUCUUUUCUUUGCAUGUCGUCGUUGGAAUUGUUCUCCUGUUCCCUUUUUCUCUCCACACUUAUUUAUGUAUAUGUUCUUUAUGUGCGUUUGUUUUGAUUUGCCUUUUGAUUAUUGUUGGGUUUUUUUUCUUUUUUCUUUUAUUUGAUUUCCUUCGCCGUCCUCUUGCCCUCUUCCUCCUUUUUGAUUACUGUGCGCACACAGUAACCGUGCAAUGCAUCCACCUCACUCAUUCUCUCAAAGAGGGACCUCGCUGGCGAUCGGGUCGCUCACUCAGACCAGCUGGGUGGGUGUUGGGUUAUCAGAGAGAAAAAUUAAAGCAAUACCUUCCAUUGUUCGCUUUCCUCUUUUUCUACUGUGGGAAUCCAGAGCACACAGAAUGGACUCGGAGCACGGAGCGCUACUACUGAGCAGGAUAACCACUGGCAAUGUAUUCCCUUGUGAUGUAACUGUGAACAACUUCAGUGCUAAAGGAAAUAAAUCUGUUGACUUUG
Molecule: messenger RNA, 5903 nt
Organism: Seriola aureovittata
Lineage: Eukaryota; Metazoa; Chordata; Actinopteri; Carangiformes; Carangidae
Product: serine/threonine-protein kinase BRSK2-like
Exons: 20
Coding region: 399-3077 (892 amino acids)
Biological process (GO): microtubule cytoskeleton organization; intracellular signal transduction; protein phosphorylation
Cellular component (GO): cytoplasm
Molecular function (GO): ATP binding; protein serine/threonine kinase activity; tau-protein kinase activity
Source: RefSeq, a predicted model, not a curated record